Molecule: messenger RNA, 672 nt
Organism: Leptosomus discolor (cuckoo roller)
Lineage: Eukaryota; Metazoa; Chordata; Aves; Leptosomiformes; Leptosomidae
Gene: PROCR
Product: protein C receptor
Biological process (GO): negative regulation of coagulation
Molecular function (GO): signaling receptor activity
Source: RefSeq, a predicted model, not a curated record
AUGCUCGGGUUGCUGCUGCUCUGCGGGGCCCUGGGCUGCGGGGCGGACCAGGCGGCCCCUCUCACCUUCACCAUGCUGCAAUGGACCCGCAUCUCCAAAGGCAGCUCCGAAUUCUGGGGGAACGCCAGCCUGGACGGGCAGCUCAGCCAUCUCCUGGAGGGGCUUAAUGUCACCCAAGUGCUGCCACUGGAGCCCCCAGAUGCCUGGGCCAGGCGGCUGCAGGACGUUGAUACCUAUCUGCUCUACUUCAGCCAGCUGGUGAUGUUCUUCAACAAGGAGAGACCCAUCAACUACACCCAGAGCCUGUGCUGCCGUCUGGGCUGCAGCCUCUUCCCCAACGGCACGGCCCACAGCUUCUAUGAGGUGACCCUCAACGGGACGGCUUUCCUCAGCUUCCAUGUCGCCAACGCCACCUGGGAGCGGCACUGGCCUGGCAGUGACGCAGUGGCCACUUUUGCCGAGAGGGAGCUGAUGAAGUACCCCAAGACCACGCGGGACCUCCAGCUUUUCCUCAACACCACCUGUGUCAGCAUCCUGCAGGCUCAGAGCGCUGGGACAGGAAAACAGAGCAGCUGGUCACGCGCCCCACUGGUGCUAGGCCUGAUCCUGGGGACCAUUGCCUUGCUGGGCACAGCCGUGGGGAUCUUCUUGUGCACAGGAGGGAGCUGCUAG